This is a messenger RNA of Lates calcarifer (barramundi perch), 3140 nucleotides long. RefSeq names its product acyl-CoA dehydrogenase short chain (gene acads). The coding region runs from base 78 to 1295 and encodes 405 amino acids. NCBI's taxonomy places the organism in Eukaryota, Metazoa, Chordata, Actinopteri, Centropomidae. Gene Ontology annotation, cellular component: mitochondrion. The record is from RefSeq and is a predicted model, not a curated record. Gene Ontology annotation, biological process: butyrate catabolic process; fatty acid beta-oxidation using acyl-CoA dehydrogenase. Gene Ontology annotation, molecular function: flavin adenine dinucleotide binding. The transcript is spliced from 10 exons.
UGCAGCAGAAUGCUUCAUGACACCUCAGUUGAACGUUGUCAGAGGAGGGGUGAACAUCAAACCGAGAGGAAGGAACCAUGGCUGCACUUUUCAAAGCAAGGAAAGCCCUCCGCUUGUGUCUCAGUGGUUGUCGAAGUCUGUCUCAGCUAGCCGAGCUACCAGAGACUCAUCAGAUACUGAGACAGACCUGCAGAGACUACGCCGACAGAGAACUGAUCCCCAUCGCUGCCAAACUCGACAAAGAGCACACUUAUCCUGCCAAACAGAUCCAGGAGUUGGGGGCGAUGGGGGUGAUGGCCAUGGAGGUCCCAGAGGAGCUGGGUGGUGCUGGGAUGGACUAUCUGGCCUACACCCUGGCUAUGGAGGAGAUCAGCCGAGGCUGCGCCAGCACCGGAGUCGUAGUAACUGUCAACAACUCUCUCUACAUCGGACCCAUCCUGAGGUACGGCACAGAGGAGCAGAAGACGCAGUGGAUCACGCCGUUCACCACGGGAGAGAAGGUGGGCUGCUUCGCCCUCAGUGAGCCAGGUAACGGCAGCGAUGCAGGUGCGGCCUCCACCAUCGCUCGUCAGGAGGGAGACGAGUGGGUGCUGAACGGAACCAAAGCCUGGAUCACCAACAGCUGGGACGCCUCGGCCACCGUCGUGUUCGCCACCACCGACAAGAAGCUCAAACACAAGGGUAUCAGCGCCUUCCUCAUCCCCAUGCCACACCCAGGGCUCUCUCUGGGGAAGAAGGAGGAUAAGCUGGGCAUCAGAGCCUCGUCCACGGCCAACAUCAUCCUGGAGGACUGCAGGGUCCCGCUGGACAACAUGCUGGGUCCACGUGGUGCUGGAUUCAAGAUCGCCAUGCAAACUCUGGACAGUGGACGGAUCGGCGUUGCAUCUCAGGCUCUCGGUAUCGCUCAGGCCGCUCUGGACUGCGCCGCAGACUACGCACACAAACGCACCGCGUUCGGCGCCCCCAUCAGCAAACUGCAGGCCAUACAGUUCAAACUGGCUGACAUGGCGAUGGCGUUGGAGAGCGCUCGCCUGCUCACCUGGAAGGCUGCGCUCCUCAAAGACGCGAAGAAACCCUUCACCAAGGAAGCAGCCAUGGCCAAACUAGCAGCAUCUGAAGCCGCCACCUUCUGCUCUCAUCAGGCGAUCCAGGUUCUGGGAGGGAUGGGUUACGUGGCGGACAUGCCCGCAGAGAGGCACUACCGCGACGCUCGCAUCACCGAGAUCUACGAGGGCACCAGCGAGAUCCAGAGACUGGUUAUCGCCGGCCAGAUACUGAAGGAGUACCAGGCGUAGACCCAGCUCUGUCAGUGCCUCUGGUGCAAUAUGGACACAUAAUCCCAGAUCUGGAGUCAGAUAAGUCAACCACAGAGACAUCACCUCAUCCAUAAAGAUAACAAAGCCAGUGUGAUUCAGCUACGGUGCCGCUUUUAUACUUUUUGGCAACAGGCCUUUUUUUUUUUUAUCAGUCAGAUCACAGACGUCACUACAGAACUUCAUAGGAAAUUCACACGAUUUUACUGCUGCAUGUUCGGGGAAUUCAGGACUAAAUUUAAAACACUGUAAAGCUAAAUAAGUCCAGUCUUUCCUCCGCUGCCUUAAGGGGACGUCAGUGUUCUGCCAGUUUAAAGGGUCAGUUCAACUAGAUAUUUUUCCUCCGAGCCACACAGAUACUUUUAGUUUUAUGUGCUUAUGAACCUCUGACAAUGAAUUUCUUUCUUGGAGUUCAGAGAAAGCAGCUUGUCUUUACAGAAAUGACUCUCUGCUGUUCAUGUGCUCUCAACUGCAGAUUUAAUUAAUUUAUUAAUAACUGGGGUCGGAUAUCGUUUUAUCAGACCUGAAUCUAACGUGAUCCAGGGUUAAAUAUCUGCAUUCUUCUCUGGCGUUUGUCUGCUUCUUCCAGAGCUUUCAGUUGCAUUACAUGGUCUUCAUCAGUGAGUGGAACUGGCUGGAGGAAAACAAGAGACGUGGUUAUAAUUUAUCAGGUGAUUAUCAGCCGUUCCAGUCGCUGAUGAAGACAAUGAGAUGCGAUUGAAAGCUCAUUAUUUCCCGUUGGGUCCAGUUGUGUCCACAGCGGGGGGAGGGGGGAGGGAGAGGUGAGGUGAAGGGACAGGUGCACGCAGGUGAUCUGGCAGCAACAGGAAGUUAGACUGUAGUUUCUCACAGAGGCCACUGAAGCACUUGCUGUACUUCCUCUGAGUCAAACCUCAGUCAGAUCUGAACACACAGACGUGAUCCGUGUAUUUUUAGGUUCAGUGUGACUCACACCUCCUGGGGAUAUCAUUAUCUGUGAUGUCAGCGGUGAUAAACAUCCAUAAAUCUCCUGAGACAGAGUAAAGACGCUCUUUAUGUCUGCAGAACUUCCCUGAGAAUCGUCACGUUUUUAAGUUUUCCUCAGUAUCACAGUGAUGCAGUGAUACGUGACUGUACAUGUAUUGGUACGCUGCAAACAGGAGCUGCUAAUGGCUAAUUCUGCUAACUUUUACUGGUGGAAAUCUGCCAAAAAUAUAAACAAAUACAGGAUUAAAAGAAUCUGGUUCACGUUGUAGCUCACUGUGGUGCCACAUGGAGCAAUGAGGACCUCUACUGACCACAGCCAGCAACAGCACUUUGGUUAAAUUGACACAAAAAAUAUUUGACAUCAACUUGUUGAAGUGUGUUAAUUUAUUAUGUGUGUGAUAAUAAAGUAACAGCAUCAGUGUAUCUGCUGUAGAACAGUUUUCCAUGCUCAUAUACUCUGUUUUUAUUUGAACUGACCCUUUAAUACCUUCACUCAGGUUCUAUGGUCCCUGACACCUCUGAACAUCUUCAGUCAUUUUCUUCCUAUGAGGAGUUUUAACCACCAGAGGGCGACGCUGUGCCUUUUCUGACUCAUGAAUCAUCAGAAACACACAGCUACACACACAUUUUUCAGAACACACACACCGCUGUUUACUGCACGUUUUCUGAUUUAGUCUCCUGAAGUUAGAGCUGAUACUUGAAUCAUGAAGUGACGGUCGGAGCAGUUUAAUCUGUGAAUGUGUCAGAUUGUAAAGAGGCUGUGGAGUGAUUUCUACCUGCUGAUUUCACAGAGCUCUUGUGCCUCAGUGACUUGUACAUAAUUUAUUGUGUGUGAAUGAAAAUAAAAACACAAUACUUAGA